Balaenoptera musculus (blue whale) is the source of this 7625-nucleotide messenger RNA. It is a transcript of the gene STXBP5, whose product is annotated as syntaxin binding protein 5. Gene Ontology annotation, molecular function: GTPase activator activity; syntaxin binding; myosin II binding. The record is from RefSeq and is a predicted model, not a curated record. Gene Ontology annotation, biological process: regulation of exocytosis; regulation of protein secretion. NCBI's taxonomy places the organism in Eukaryota, Metazoa, Chordata, Mammalia, Artiodactyla, Balaenopteridae. The coding region runs from base 791 to 4252 and encodes 1153 amino acids. Gene Ontology annotation, cellular component: SNARE complex; plasma membrane; cytoplasm. The transcript has 28 exons.
GCUGUAACCGCGGCUGCCGCUGCUCCUCUGAGCGGGCGUUGGUGCCGUGUGCCGAGGCGCCCUGUCAGGCGAGAGGGAGCGGCCGGGCGGGAGCGCGGGCGGCGGCGGAGCCUGAGGAGGGCAGCAGGGGCUCUGAAGGAGCGAGGGCGGGCUGAGCCAGCCUCGGAGAAGCGAGGCGGAGAGCGCGGGGACCCACCCCGGGCGCCCUGCGUGCGACGGCCGGCGGGCAGCGGCGCUGAGCGGCAGGGAGGCCGAGCGGCGGCGGCGGCGGACGGAGAGCCGGCGACCCCCGGGAGGAGGAGAAGCAGGAGCGGGAGGAAGCGCCGAGGAACUGCGGGGCCCGAGUGGGCGGCGGGGCCGCGGGCCAUGGACUCGGCGGCGGCGAGGGCGAGCCGGGGCGGCGGCGCGGCGCAGAGUCAGCCCGCCGCCAGGUGAGGCUGGGCGGAGCGGGCUCGGGGCGCCGCCGCCACUGCUGUGCCGCCGGGCCGCGGAGCGAGUCGGCGGCGGCGGCGGCGGCUGAAGCGGCGCCACAGCAGCCGCGGCGAGCAGCGGCGGCCUCGGAGGAAGAGGGGUCGCCGCCCGGGGUUCUGGCGGCCGCGGCUCUCGUCGCAGUAUAUCCUGUUCGGAUUAUCUUUUGCUUCUCCCCAGCUACCUCCUUCCCCUCACACUCACACUCUGUCCCACUCCUCCGCGUCCUCGGUCGAAGCUGCCCUCGGCCCGGGCUGGUUCCCCCCCGCCUGGGGACGCCCCUUACCUCCCCUCCCGGGCUGCGGGGGACCCCGCCGAGACCAUGAGGAAAUUCAACAUCAGGAAGGUGCUGGACGGCCUGACCGCCGGCUCGUCUUCGGCCUCGCAGCAGCAGCAGCUGCAGCAGCAGCACCCGCCUGGGAACCGGGAGCCCGAGAUCCAGGAAACGCUCCAGUCCGAGCACUUUCAGCUGUGCAAGACUGUUCGCCAUGGAUUUCCCUAUCAACCCUCAGCCCUGGCCUUUGAUCCCGUACAGAAGAUCCUGGCAGUGGGAACUCAGACUGGUGCUUUAAGGCUCUUUGGUCGCCCAGGAGUAGAAUGUUAUUGCCAACAUGACAGUGGAGCUGCAGUAAUCCAGCUCCAGUUCCUGAUUAAUGAGGGAGCUCUUGUGAGUGCCUUGGCUGAUGACACCUUACAUUUAUGGAAUUUACGUCAAAAGAGACCUGCAAUACUACAUUCACUUAAAUUUUGCAGAGAAAGGGUUACGUUUUGCCAUCUGCCUUUCCAGAGUAAGUGGCUCUAUGUGGGCACUGAACGAGGUAAUAUACAUAUUGUCAAUGUGGAGUCCUUCACACUCUCAGGCUACGUCAUUAUGUGGAACAAAGCUAUUGAACUGUCAUCUAAAUCUCACCCAGGACCUAUCGUCCAUAUAAGUGAUAAUCCAAUGGAUGAAGGAAAGCUUUUGAUUGGCUUUGAAUCUGGAACAGUAGUGUUAUGGGACCUCAAAUCAAAGAAAGCAGACUACAGAUACACCUACGAUGAGGCUAUCCACUCUGUUGCUUGGCAUCAUGAAGGAAAACAAUUUAUUUGCAGUCAUUCAGAUGGCACUUUGACUAUAUGGAAUGUGAGAUCCCCUGCUAAGCCUGUACAGACGAUAACUCCACAUGGAAAACAGUUAAAGGAUGGGAAGAAGCCAGAACCAUGCAAGCCUAUCCUCAAGGUGGAAUUCAAAACGACCAGACCUGGGGAACCUUUUAUUAUUUUAUCAGGAGGUUUGUCAUACGAUACUGUAGGAAGAAGACCUUGCUUAACAGUUAUGCAUGGGAAAAGUACUGCAGUGCUAGAAAUGGACUAUUCAAUUGUUGAUUUCCUGACGCUGUGUGAAACCCCAUACCCAAAUGAUUUUCAAGAACCAUAUGCUGUGGUUGUUCUACUAGAAAAGGAUUUAGUACUUAUAGACCUUGCACAAAAUGGAUAUCCUAUAUUUGAAAAUCCCUACCCUUUGAGUAUACAUGAAUCCCCUGUUACAUGUUGCGAAUAUUUUGCUGAUUGUCCUGUGGACCUUAUUCCUGCACUUUAUUCUGUUGGAGCUAGACAGAAACGUCAAGGUUACAGCAAAAAGGAAUGGCCCAUUAAUGGAGGCAAUUGGGGCUUGGGUGCUCAAAGCUACUCAGAAAUAAUUAUUACAGGGCACGCUGAUGGGUCAGUUAAGUUCUGGGAUGCUUCUGCGAUAAAUCUACAAGUAUUAUAUAAAUUAAAGACGUCUAAAGUAUUUGAAAAGUCAAGAAAUAAAGAUGACAAGCCAAACACAGACAUUGUAGAUGAAGAUCCGUAUGCCAUUCAGAUCAUCUCCUGGUGUCCAGAAAGUCGAAUGUUGUGCAUAGCUGGAGUUUCAGCUCAUGUCAUUAUUUAUAGAUUCAGCAAACAAGAAGUGAUUACAGAAGUCAUUCCGAUGCUUGAAGUUCGAUUGUUAUAUGAGAUAAGUGAUGUGGAAUCUCCAGAGGGUGAACAGGCACCACCUUUGCCGACACCAGUUGGGAGUGCCAAUCCUCAGCCCGUUCCUCCUCAGUCUCAUCCUUCUACCAGUAGCACUUCAUCUGAUGGGCUUCGUGAUAACGUCCCUUGUUUGAAAGUUAAAAAUUCUCCACUUAAACAGUCUCCAGGUUAUCAGACAGAAUUAGUUAUUCAGUUGGUAUGGGUGAGUGGAGAACCACCACAACAAAUAACCAGUCUGGCAGUUAAUUCUUCCUAUGGAUUGGUAGUUUUUGGCAAUUGUAGUGGCAUUGCAAUGGUUGACUACCUCCAGAAAGCAGUACUCCUCAACCUGGGCACUAUUGAAUUAUGCGGCUCCAGUGAUCCUUAUCGGAGAGAACCCCGAUCUCCUCGUAAAUCUCGACAGCCUUCAGGAGCAGGUCUGUGCGAUAUUAGUGAAGGGACUGUAGUCCCAGAAGAUCGCUGCAAAUCUCCAACUUCUGGUUCUUCAUCACCACACAAUUCAGAUGAUGAACAAAAAGUGAAUAAUUUUAUAGAAAAGGUGAAGAUCAAAAGCAGAAAGUUUUCCAAGAUGGUAGCCAGUGAUAUAGCAAAAAUGUCAAGGAAGUUAAGCUUGCCUACUGACCUAAAGCCUGACUUAGACAUAAAAGAUAAUUCCUUCAGCCGAUCACGGAGUUCAAGUGUAACCAGCAUUGAUAAAGAAUCCCGAGAAGCAAUCUCUGCUCUUCAUUUCUGUGAAACUUUUACUCGAAAGGCAGAUUCAGCCCCCUCCCCAUGUUUGUGGGUUGGUACUACAUUGGGAACAGUGCUUGUCAUUGCACUGAACCUUCCCCCAGGAGGAGAGCAAAGACUUCUUCAGCCAGUAAUUGUGUCUCCAAGUGGUACUAUAUUGAGGUUAAAAGGGGCAGUCCUGAGAAUGGCAUUCCUGGAUUCCACAGGCUGCUUAAUGCCACCCGCAUAUGAAUCCUGGAAAGAACACAAUGUUCCUGAAGAGAAGGAUGAAAAGGAGAAAUUGAAAAAACGAAGACCUGUCUCUGUAUCUCCCUCCUCUUCUCAGGAAAUUAGUGAAAACCAGUAUGCAGUGAUAUGUUCUGAAAAGCAAGCAAAAGUAAUCUCACUGCCAACUCAGAACUGUGCUUAUAAGCAAAACAUUACAGAGACCUCAUUUGUUCUUCGUGGAGAUAUUGUAUCAUUGAGUAACAGUAUCUGCCUUGCCUGCUUCUGUGCCAAUGGACACAUUAUGACUUUUAGUUUGCCAAGUUUAAGACCUCUAUUGGAUGUGUAUUACUUGCCCCUUACCAAUAUGCGGAUAGCCAGAACGUUCUGCUUCACCAACAAUGGACAAGCAUUAUAUCUUGUUUCACCUACAGAAAUCCAGAGACUCACUUACAGUCAAGAGACCUGUGAAAAUCUUCAGGAAAUGUUGGGUGAACUCUUCACUCCUGUAGAAACACCUGAAGCACCAAACAGGGGAUUCUUUAAAGGCUUGUUUGGAGGUGGUGCACAAUCUCUUGAUAGAGAAGAACUAUUUGGAGAAUCAUCCUCGGGAAAGGCUUCAAGAAGUCUUGCUCAGCAUAUCCCUGGCCCUGGUGGCAUCGAAGGCGUGAAAGGAGCAGCAUCUGGAGUUGUUGGUGAAUUAGCACGAGCCAGGUUGGCACUAGAUGAAAGAGGGCAGAAACUUAGUGACCUGGAAGAAAGAACUGCAGCUAUGUUAUCCAGUGCAGAUUCAUUUUCUAAACAUGCUCAUGAGAUGAUGUUGAAAUACAAAGAUAAGAAGUGGUACCAGUUCUGACAACCAGAAAUCCAACUAAGUCCAACUUCAGCCAGAAGGAAAAAGAAUUUUCCUUUUUUAUUUUAUUGAUUUCACUUUAGGAAAGUUAACAUUAAAGAGAUGUUCAUCACUGGAUACUGUUCUUUCCUAGCACAAUCAUGCACUGUUUGACCUCAGUCAUGCGGCUUUAACUGAGGAGUGUUCACACACACUCAACGUGGAGUAUGUGCUGUGGGCCAGCUACGAGUUGAUGGUUUGGGAGCUAGGAUGGUCACAUGUUACAAAUGAAGAAACAGAGGGAUGUUGAGGAGACGUGGCAGGGACUUUUCCUGGGUCAGUCCUGUAUUAAACUUUCACAUGCCAAAAGUUUCUGUGCUGUCGUUAUCUGCCAUCAUUGUUUGACCUCUUUGAGGGAGAGGCAAUAAGUCAGAAGUCCUGAAGCUGAAACAGUUAUAUUUGUGUCACUUACUGAAUUAUAAACGGCUGUCUUGGACUUUCCCUCCCUUCAACUGACUGGUCAUCAGUAUCAUUAGUGAAAAAGACACAAACUGUUUAUUACCAUAUCUUUAGACAGAUAAGCUGAAUGGUGGGCUUUAAAUAAUAAAAACAUACACAUAGUUGACUUGUGUAUGGGCUACUCUUGGAUUCUUGUUAUUGUAUACUUGUGUUUAGUCCAUAUUUUGUCAAAAGCAAAACAAGGCGAUACAUCACUUUUCAUUGAAAAGAAAAGUGUAGAGCAUGACUGAACUGCUCAUGAUUCUGGGAGUUUCCAUGUAAUGGCUAUGCAGUGUGGAAAGUGAGAAAAACCUCCAUUGUGGUGAGGAGAAUACUUCAAGGUCCCUUGUCCUUGUUCUCAUUAAUUCAGCUAAAUGUGGAUUUGACCAAAAUAGUUACUGGUUAAAUUUGUAGAAAUGUUGAAAUUGGCUAAGUUUUUAAUUUUGCUUGAAUUUUUAUAAAAUGUUUAACCCAAUGUACCUUUGCAUUAUUUAAUUAAAAUUGCUUAAAAAAAUGUUUGAUUAUUUCAGUAAAAUGUUCAGCUCCCGUUUUAAUAUGCCCUUUACUUGCUAACAGUUCCAGUACACUCAGGUGAUGAGCCAAUUAAAUCUUAGUGCACAUGCUGUCGCAUGGAAAAAAUCACAAGCAUCCUUUGUCAAUAAUUAUCUAUGUAAGAGUCUAGUCUGAUGACGUACAAAGUAUUUUCUGUAGAAAUAUACUGUAAAACUGUUCAUGUCCUUUCAAGGUUUUAAAAAGCCAAAAGGAAAGGAAAAUAUGUGCAUUUUGGUAACUAAAUUAUUCCUGUAUUGGAGUAUAAAGCAGAUGAGACCAUCGGUGGACAAUAAAUGAUUGGUCCCUAGAAUAGCACAUAGGCAGAAAAGAGAUGAUGGGGUAGAUCUGAAGUAGGUAAGCUCAUUCUGCAGGCUCAUCUGAGAUUAUUACUGAUUGUUCUUAAAGCAACAAAGGACGAAUAAUAUAGAAGCAUUAUACUUAGUAUUAAUGAAAUUUAAAUAUUUUCUUCUAUAAAAAAUAGUUUAAAACAGUUUUCUUUUGUCAUUAAGAGAUAAUCAGAGCACAAAUUGAUAGCAAACAUGAUGGUUGUUUUUCUAUUCCAUAUGAUCAUUAAAGGUAUAUUGUAGAACACCUUAAUUUCACAGUCUGUUAUGCAUUUUUCCUCUUUACUCUUUUCAUUAAUAAAGCUCUUAUGUUUACAUUUUAUAACGUGCACUAUGGAAUAUGAAAGUUUACAUUAAAAUUUACUUUAAAUAUCAUUAGGAAGGGAUUAAAUAUAUGUGGUAGAGAUAACUGAUCAAGCCAAAAGAAAUAUUUUAAAAAUAGUCAUUCUCAAAAGUUUUUGACUUUGUAGAAAGUACCUAUGAGUAACAUUUCUGUUAGUUAAUGUCAGCUAUAUGAUGAACAUGUAGCAGUUUACAAAUUGUUUAAUUUGUAUCAUAUAUUAUCUAAUAAACCCAUUGUUCCAUGAUAUGUCACAGGAAGUAUUAAGCCGUUUUUUAAAGGUACAGUUUUGUGAAUGUCAUCAAUAAAAUCAGUAGUUAACAGAUUUGAAGUUGAGAAGCACUAAGUAAAGUAAUAUACUGGUUGAUUCCCCAUUCAUAUGUAAGGGCAUAUUAGCUCCAAUUAUUUAAUUUGCUGUGUUAUUUUGUGUUAAUUGUAUAUCAACUUAAUUUUUAUAUCACUGUCAUUUUUCCUGUUGUAUAUAAAAUGAACCAAUCUUGUAAUUAUUUUCAAAUAGAGAAGUUAGAUACAUUUACCUGAGAUGGAUUUUAUAAGAAAAUCUUAAAUUAAUAUUUCAAGUUAUUUUAUUUCAUUUUUAAAUUAAUCUACAAAUUAUGCACAGCAAACUAGAAACUCACUUAGGAUUAGAAAGCUUGAAGUAUUUUUGAAAAUAGGAAAUAAGCUUCUCAGAGUUAUACUUGAUUCAGUCUGUAGAUAAGAGACAGUCUGCAGUAAUAAACUAACCCAGGGAAUUUAUUGUAAUUUGAGAGGUAACAUCUCUAUUUUUUUUCUAACGCAAAAAGUUACAGUCACCAGCAAGCCAAGAUUUCAGGAAAACAAACCAAAAAUUAAAAAAAAUAGUCAAAAUAGAAAAUAUUAGAAAAAUGAAAGAUUUUUGUGUGCUUCCUCCAUUUCUUCAAACAUUAUUCUUUGUUGCCUGUGUCCUUGACUCUCAAAUCACUGAAGUGUUCACUGAUUAGCAGUUUGUCAGUAGGAAGUGGUUUCCCUAUAUGUACCACAUACCUGGUUCAUUUCACUCUUCAAACUAAAAUCCAUAUGUAGUUGCUUAGAACGUUAUUUGAAACCUUAUAUUCUGACAACUUCUGUAUAUUACAUCAUUUGAAGUUUUCAAUUAUCUUAAUUCCCUUGGUUUGCAUUUCAGUUGUACAAAGUGUUUCCAAAAAUGGUUAUAGAUAUAACUGAGCUAUUACUAACUUCUUAAUUUGAUUUUUUUAUGGAUGGGAAAAAGUGCUGCUAAUUGUCUAUGUUAUUAUGUGUACUAUAUUACAAUUUAAUUAAGUACAGUACUUUAAAGAAAGAAGCAUUUUCUUUUGCUUAGAACUUUUUAAUUGUAGGUUUCUCUGAAGUUAUUUCAUGUAGAUAUGUGUUUUAAACAAGUCUGAAAGUGUUACAUACUUUUAGGUUACAAGGGGUGAUGAGAAAACAGCUGAGGAAAGGAAAAAUAUGUGAAAGACACCAUGGACUUCAAAGUUUUACCCUGAGUUCUGUAUUCCAUAUAUGUUUUGCUUAAGGCAUUUUCUCAUGUGACAUUAGAAAAGCUAUAUCCAAAGGUAAAUUUUUUGUGGCAAAGAUUUAUUUUACAUUUUAACUUUUGGGAUUUUGUUUAUUUGUUUUUGCAAAAUAAAGAGCACUGAACUUUAAA